This is a messenger RNA of Phoenix dactylifera (date palm), 2350 nucleotides long. RefSeq names its product ARM repeat superfamily protein. Lineage: Eukaryota; Viridiplantae; Streptophyta; Magnoliopsida; Arecales; Arecaceae. The record is from RefSeq and is a predicted model, not a curated record. Gene Ontology annotation, molecular function: microtubule binding. Gene Ontology annotation, cellular component: microtubule.
UUGCUUCCUCACUUCUUACCCAUCUCGUUUGAAUUCUUCUCAACCCCUUUUUACCCAGAUCUGAAGCACCCUAAUUCCAUCUCUCCGUUGUCUCCUCAGCUAUUCCUCUUCCCACAAUCCACAAAUCUGAGCACCAAAACUGAAGAUAAGUUAUGAUCAAUUAACAGAAAAAAAGAUACCAAGUUCUGUGCUCUUUUUUGAUCUCCAAAUCAGUGACCGCGCAAUCCCUUCUUGAGCUGAAUCUUUGAGAGAAAGGGAGGGAAGCACGUCUGUAAUAUAUUACAUGGGUCUGAAAUCUCGAGAAUUCGAACCCUGAACCUCUAGUUAUGAUUCAGGGGGGAAUGACCACUGAGCUUCGUCAAUGGGCAGAAGCCUUAGUCCAUUGCUUCGACAAGAAUUGGCAAACCUCGACAAGGAUGCUGACAGCCGUAGAUCUGCCAUGAAAGCUCUAAAGUCCUAUGCCAAGGAUUUGGAUUCCAAGGCCAUCCCUCACUUCCUUGCUGAAGUCUCCGACACCAAGGGGCCUGGCUCAUCCUCUGGGGAAUGCACCAUAUCCCUCUAUGAGGUUCUGGCCAGAGUUCAUGGCCGUAACAUCGUGCCACAGAUUGGCAACAUCAUGUCCACCAUCAUGCGCACAUUGUCAUCGAGUGGAGGAUCCUUUCCACUGCACCAAGCUUGCUCCAAAGUUGUCCCUGCAAUUGCUCGGUAUGGGAUUGAUCCUUCAACCCCAAAUGAUGAGAAGACGAGAAUAAUUUCUUCUCUGUGUAAGCCUCUAUCCGAUUCCUUGAUGGGUCGACAAGAAAGUACUGCCUCUGGCGCGGCGCUAUGUCUGAAGGCUCUUGUGGAAUCAAAUAACUGGAGGUUUGCCUUGGAUGAUAUGGUUAAUGAUGUUUGUCUAAAAGUUGCUGGGGCUCUGGAGGAGAAGGUGACCCAAACGAAUGCUCAUAUGGGCCUGGUGAUGGCUUUGGUGAAACACAAUGGUCUGAUAGCUGAAGCUUAUGCAAGGUCGCUUGUGCGGUCUGGUUUACAGAUUUUAUCCAUCAGCGCUGCAGAGAGUAAUUCCCAGAAGCGUCUCUCCGCCAUUCAGAUGGUUAAUUUCUUGAUGAAGUGUGUGGAUCCAAGGAGUAUCUCUUCAGAACUUGCUAAAGUAGUCGAUGUCAUGGAGCAUUGUCAAAAUGAUCGCAUGCCAUUUGUCAGGGGUGCAGCGUUUGAGGCAUUACAGACUGCAAAGAUGAUAUCUGGACAGAAAGGUUCUAGACAUGAAAUUGUUUCAAGCCCCAUCCCUGAAACAAAUUUUCGUAAGAGAAAUGAUAAGAGUCCAUUUGGUACCAGGGGCAGUGGCUCUCAUUCUGAAUUUGCUUCUCCAGAGUCGCAGACUAUCGAUUCUUGCAUUAAGUAUGAAGUGUUCACUGAUUCACCUUUGUCGGUCGGGCAGUCUUCUUGUAACUUUGAAUGUGGUAGGCGUACUAACAGGCGACUCUGGAACAAUGAUGGUGGUGGGGUGGAUAUAUCUCUGAAGGACGGUUUUUUCAUCAAAGCCUGCUCGGAAAGUAGUGAUGCAAAAGCUGAGCUAGAGCUGUCUAGUAAAGGCAACCUGGGUGUCACAAAUAAAGAACAAUCAGAGGCAUUUUCUGGAUUUAUACAGGGCAGUGCCACAAGCACAGUAACAAGAGAUACUACCCCUAGUCCUCAGAGGUCUCGGCCACAGCUCACCAUUGAUGAUGUAAAAAUAUACACAACUCCACGGAAGCUUAUGCGUUCUCUUCAAAACUCAGCUAAUGUCAGCUCUGGAGGCCCUGACCAACAACAUAAUCAGAUUCUUGCAAGUCCAUGUUCAGGUAAAGUGGAAUUGAAUCCAAUGGUAUCAUUAAAUGGAGAUAGUCAUACUCACAACUUAAAAUCCGAGGUAGCAGAGAAAAGGAAUAAUGAGAAAGUGAUGUUGUUGGGCAAGCAUACCCUUACUCUGAAUGAAGAACUUGUGCCGGAUGGCACUGAAUCAGUGUCAUCCACUGGUGAUGUUACAGAAAAUAGUGCUUGCAAAAUAUGCAGAGAAGACUACGAAGAUAAUUUUAAGGUUUCGGUGAAAACCAAGAAAAGUCUAAAGUAUGGAAUAGCAGCUAUGGGAUUUACUUGGAGCCUUUUCUUGAUUCUUGUUGCUGUUAUUUUGUCUGCAUUGAGAACUGAAAAUGAUGAGCUUUUCUUUGAUGUUGUUCCGACAUAAUAUCUCCUUGUAGGCUUUAUGUUAUCUUUUUCAUGCUCCUCUCGCUGUAUGCUGAGAUUAAUGAACAAUUCUGACUGAUGAUUAUGUAAUUUAGACUGGCUAAAUGCAUUACUUGUGCACUUGACAUAA